Prunus persica (peach) is the source of this 2363-nucleotide messenger RNA. RefSeq names its product probable LRR receptor-like serine/threonine-protein kinase At1g67720. The transcript has 9 exons. Gene Ontology annotation, molecular function: protein binding. The coding region runs from base 589 to 2151 and encodes 520 amino acids. Lineage: Eukaryota; Viridiplantae; Streptophyta; Magnoliopsida; Rosales; Rosaceae. The record is from RefSeq and is a predicted model, not a curated record.
AAGACACAUUGACGGAUAUCAGUUCGGUCUCCAGGCAUAAGGCAUUAGAGAAAGAUUCGCGGCUUGAACCAAUUACAGAGAAAUAAGGAAAAGAAAAUAAUAGGAAGUCUGAACACCCCUAUACAAAAUCUAACGUGAGAGAUAUGAACUAUAGUGUUAUCUUAAAAAAGAUUUGUAGCCUGAACCAAUAAUGGGAAAGACAAAGACGCAUGAACACCACUUCAAUCUGCGCACCCAAACGACUUUGCCAGAGUCCUGCCCCCUACAGUAAAAAAGAAAAAAAGAUAAAGAAAAACAAACAUUAGAAGAUUUUUAAAAAAAAACAGCUCUUUUAUUACUGUAUUGAUUAACGAAAUCUUUCAGGCAAGAAUUGUCUUGUAAAUAUUAACCAUAUUGACCUGGUCAAAAAUCUCCAUGGGCUCUCAAAACCAUCAUCUAUCUUCAAGCAUAGCCCUCCACGUGUCAACCCCAAACACGCCAUGCCCAACCUCCCCCCUUGGCGCCCAUUCCUCAAUUUCACCAAGAAAACAAAAUCUCGCCAAACUUUGGCAUCCUUUCUUUCUGGGUUAGAGUUCCCAGCAGGACACCAUGUCCCUCUGCCUCUUCCUCCUAUGGCUCGUCACCAUCCCUCUCCUCGCCUACUCUCAAAGUAACCCUAGAGGGUACCUCCUAAACUGUGGAGCUGGGCCGUCGCCUGGCAACGACGUAACAGUAGGGAGUCUGAAAUACAUCACAGACGAGGGCUUCAUAUCGGUGGGAAACACCAGCACCAUCAAACAGGAUGGCCUAGUGCCCAUACUCACCACAUUGCGCUAUUUCCCAAACAAGUCCGCACGUAAGUACUGCUACGCUAUCCCUGUGAUCAAAGGAGGGAAGUAUCUCGUUCGAACCACGUACUAUUAUGGCGGUUUUGAUGGCGGGAAGGAGCCUCCGGUGUUUGAUCAGAUUGUGGAGGGGACUAAAUGGAGUGUGGUUAACACCACGGAGGACCAUGCCAAUGGGAUGAGCUCGUAUUAUGAGAUUGUGGUGCAGGCUAAGGGAAAGGCCUUAAGUGUGUGCCUUGCGAGGAAUAACAUGACAGCAUCGGAUUCUAGCCCCUUUAUCUCAGCUCUUGAGAUGGAGUACAUGGACGAUUCAGUGUACAACGCCACGGAUUUUAACAAGUAUGCGCUUACCACGGUGGCCAGGAGUAGCUUUGGAGAUGAUGGUGACAUAAUUGGCUUUCCAGAUGACAAAUUCAACCGGUUUUGGCAACCUUAUAAGGACCAGAACCCUGUUGUGACCAGCAAGUAUAAUGUAACUCCCUCCGAUUUCUGGAACAUCCCGCCAGCAAAAAUAUUCCAAAAUUCUGUCACAAGCAGCCGAGGGAAGCCACUGCAAAUCAAAUGGCCAGCCGGGUCACUCCCCAGUGCAAGCUACUAUAUUGCAUUAUAUUUCCAGGACAACAGAAAUCCAAGUCCACAUAGUUGGAGAGUCUUUAAUGUUUCUGUGAAUGACAAGAACUUCUAUGCCAAUGUUAAUGUCAGCACCAGAGGCUUAACAGUUUAUGCACCGCAGUGGCCGCUAUCCGGGCAGACUCAGAUUGUCCUAACUUCUGGCCAAGGCAUACCUGUUGGGCCUGUCAUCAACGCCGGUGAGAUCAUGCAGAUUCUGCCUCUUGGAGGAGUGACUGUCAAUAGAGAUGUUGGGGCAAUGAAUGAGUUGAGAAGACAUUUCGACAAUCCACCUCCCGAUUGGAGUGGCGAUCCUUGCCUGCCACGAGAGAAUUCAUGGACUGGUGUUACAUGUUCUCAUGGAAAAAAUUAUCGAGUAACAGCUUUGAAUCUAACUGGCAUUGGGCUAUCUGGGUCACUGGCACCAAACAUAGCAAAUUUGACUGCUCUACGCCAUAUUUGGUUUGGGGGAAACAAACUUUCAGGCAACAUUCCAGAAAUGGGCUCAUUGAAGGAGUUGCAGAGUUUGCAUUUGGAAAACAACCAGCUUGAAGGACUAAUUCCUCAAUCAUUACGAAAACUUCCAAAACUACAAGAGAUUUUCCUUCAGAAUAACAAAGUUAAGGGCGAUGUCCCCCACACGCCACAGGAUAAAAAGAAGAACAUUCAGUUGAAGAACGACCCUGACAGUGGAUCGCAGUCUCCAGCUAGGAUGUAAUAGAACUGUAAGAGUCGAAUGACAGGAAUGGAUCGACACGGCGUGGAGAGAUGUCAGAAAAAUUUAGACCCCUGCUUCAGUAAUAGUUUGGUUGGGGAAGGUCUUCAUGUUUAUGGCUCUCUCUUUUUUUCUCUCUCCAAAUGUCAGCCCCAUAAUUCGAAAACCAACAAACAAACCAAGUGCAGCAUAUGCAAUAUGAUUAAUUAACAUGU